Molecule: messenger RNA, 8187 nt
Organism: Xyrichtys novacula (pearly razorfish)
Lineage: Eukaryota; Metazoa; Chordata; Actinopteri; Labriformes; Labridae
Source: the annotation of a GenBank genome assembly
GCUUUAUGCUAGCGCCACACUGGCGCUGUCUUCACGAGAUUGAACAUUGCACGCCAAGCUGUUGUUCUUGCGCUGAAAACAGCAGAAAACCCACAAAUAUCAGACGUUUAUCGGGCUGUGAACACAGCCGAUUGUUGUCCGGCAUCAUGUCGAGCAUUCAGCUGCUCAGAGUCCUUGUCAAUGAGCGUCUGUCUGCGGCCGCAGAGGAGAUCUUCGAGGCAGUGAAGAAGACCAUCGCGGGCUAUGAAGAGGAGAUCCUGCUGUCCAAACGGGAGAUCCGCCGGCAGCGCAGGAUGCUGCAGACAGUUUCCAAAACUGAUACUAAGUUAAACAAACACUCAGGUUUGUCUUGAACAUGUGUAUACUUCUUUAAUAUGUUAACCCAUGAGCCCGGCUCUGACUAUGCUCUGAACCGCUAUUAACAAGAGCUUCAACAACGCCCACUUUUCCUGCUGAAAUUAGCCUGGAGAUGUUAAAACAAUGCUGUUAAUUCAGCUCAAUUGAUGUAAAUUGGCAGUUUUUCUGAAAUUUAGUCCCCUGCUUUUCCUCUUCUAAACAAAUUGAUAGCUAAUACUGAUAAAUGCUACGUCAGGUUUGUUAUCAGGUUAAUUUGCCUCUUAUUACUCAGGUUCUUCCGGGGUAACAUGAUGCCUGUCUAAUGUUAACAAUUACAGGAAGCCAAACUCCAUUAUAAAAAAUUGAAAAUGCAACAGUUACAAACUUAUUUCUCAUUGUGUGUGACUAGUUUGCUCUGAUAAAGGAUUUUAUGUUUGUAACAAUGGUAUCCCUAAAAUUCGGCAUAUAAGGCGUUUUUUGAAAAGCUUUAAAAAAAAACAGUUGAUUAAACUUUAAUUGUGUCCGAUAUAAGAAAAGAUCUUGAAACUACAAAUGCCUUUUACAGGACCCCGAUGUUUGAUCAUUCACUAGGUUGAGGAUAGUCUUACACAGGUGAAGUUUUUUUUUAAAAAAAAGCUAUUGCAGUCACCAUAGUAAGGAGGAAUUAUUAUAAAUGAAUUAAAUCAGUGAAAUUAAUUGCAAUUAAAACUGGAAAAUGUACUGAAUGUUGUCCUCAGAGAGUAGAGAUUUUCGUGAAAACACCAUCUGACUAAUAAGGUGGUGCAGAAAUUGCAGAAGUAAUACACAUGACUUUUAUAUCAUCCAGUCAGACAGACAUGCUUUAGAAAACUAAAAAUUUAGAUCAAUAGUUUAACUUUUAUUAUGUUAUUCAAGGAAUAAUAUGGUAUGGUAUGGUCGUUAUUGUCAUUGCAACUUGUGCGCAACGAAAUUGCAUUUACAGAUUGGUAAAGUACACACAAGAGGGAGGGAGAGGAGGAGGUAAAAAAAGAGACUGCUUUCAUUAAUAUGAGUGCAGUGACAAAAAAACCCUCAGCAACAUGAGCACAUCACUGACAUCACAUACACAGAGAUUCGGAGGCACGCAAUUGCUGUGGGGGGGGGGUAGUGGAAUGGGUCAUCAUCAGUGAUGGUGGGAAGCCCACAGCCGCUGCCCACGGGCGGCGCCAGUCAGGGUACCACCCACCGCACUGAGGGGUGAAGCAUCGAAGGUGUUGGGUGGGGGAGAGGUGAGUGUGUGCGUAUGUGCAUGUGUGUGAAGGCUCAUGGAUGCGUGUGUGUGUAGGCCCAGGAGAUCAUAGGCCCAGGAGGUCACUCCGUCCAUCGCCACAAUCUUGGUGCCGCAGGGUGUCAGCGCGAUAGCACAGCUGUUGCUGUGGUGAUGACCUUGAUUGAGUUCCAGACGAAGUCAACAAUCCGCAGGUGUCCGUGAAGGAAGGUGUUGGGGAGGAAAGUUCAGAGCAUCGAAUUGCUGAGAUCUCCUGGAGGAGUUAUGCCAGCAUUGACCUUGGCCAAGGCCGAUACCGAGAGAGCCGAAUAGUAGAUUAGAAUAGUUGGGUUAGAGCGAGUAUCCACAUUCCAAUAGACUUCAGAUACUCUGAUUGUUCAUCCAUCCAUUGUCCAUUAAGAGUUUUGAAGUUUUAAAGAGGUUUUUAAAAGUUGAUGUUUCGUUUUGUUUCUCAGAUCAACCUCAGCUUGCUCUUUCUGUCUGGGACGAGGAGUGGAGCCCCAGUCUGGACCAUGACGAUGACGAGGAGCCCCCACAUGUUGAAAAAAGCCAGGAGGACCCCCCCAACAGCCAGGAGUUGGAGCCACUCCAGGAGCUGCAGGAGGAUACCACCAUCAGGUUCAUCUUCACACCUCCGUACGUGAAAAACGAGGUUAGCCCGCUUCAUUCUGAAUAUCAGAGUAUCAAAUUAGAGGGAGAUCCUCUGCCUGGUACUUCAGCUGAGCAGGAUGGGGAGCAGGCUGAGGUGGAGGAUGCUGCGUCCCACAGCUCAUCUCCUACAGACAAUAGUGACAAUGAGUGGAGGGGAAGUGCGAUUUCACAGAGUGAUAGCGAGAGUGAAGGCCCCCCGAAAAGAAAGAUGCCUCGUCUACCAAUGGCCCCAAAACUGUACCCCACUAAAAAAAUAAAAUCAAGAAUCUGCUGCAAAGUCUGCGGGAAAGGCUUUCACGCUGUUGUCUCUCUGGUUAAUCACCUGGAGAGUCACCCGAAGGACGUCUGCGGUGUGUGCGGGGAGCAUUUUGAAACUGAAGAGACAUUUCAAGUCCACCUUAAAACACACGUGAAAGCUGAAGUCUGUAGAGUUUGUGGAAAAUGCUUCGGGGCCUCCAGCUCCCUGGAGACUCACAUGAGGAUCCACACAGGAGAGAAACCAUUUAACUGCAGUGAGUGUGGGAAAUCCUUCAACUGCCGCCACAACAUGAUGCGACACAUCCGGAUUCACACAGGAGAGAGGCCGUAUCCUUGCACGGUCUGUGGUAAAUGUUUUAAUGACUACUCCACCUUGAAGCGCCACCUAAUGAUUCACGUGCACAAGAAGGUCCAUGAUGCUUCGCCUGUUAACGAAGAUGAAAACGGUGAUGACGGUGAGGAGAAAGUACAAACAGCAUCACCAAAGAAGCAGCAGUCUCGAACCAUAUGUGAAGUUUGUGGGAAAAUGUUCCACUCUAUGGUCUCUCUGGUCAAUCAUGCCAAAAGUCACUCCACAGACCUGUGUGGCGUUUGUGGGCUGCGUUUUGACUCUGAGGAAAACUUAAAAAACCACCUGAAAACGCACAGAAAUGGGAAAGUCUGCGAGGUGUGUGGGAAGUGUUUCGACAGUCAGGGGAACCUGGAGAUGCACAUGAGGGUGCACACGGGGGAGAAGCCUUUUCUCUGCAGUGAGUGCGGAAAAUCCUUCAACUGCAGACACAACAUGAUGCGGCACAUCAGGACACACACAGGCGAGAAGCCAUACCUGUGCAACGUCUGUGGGCGGUGCUUUAGUGACCACUCCACGCUGAAGCAGCACACCAGCACGCACACUGGAGAGAAACCACACCGCUGUGAGAUAUGUGGGAAAGGCUUCCACCGAAAGACUUACGUGAGGCUCCACAUGAAGAGUCACUCCACAGAGAAGUAACUGCUGGGAACAUGGCAGGCUGUGAUAAAAACUUAAAGCUGCUGUGAGGAGUUUGGCGCCCCCUGUGGGCAGAGAUGUACACCUUAUCACUUUGCUGACUUUAUCCAGUACAUGUGAAGAUAAGAAUUUCUGACAAAAAUCUCAUCUAGCCUUUUUUUAACAGCCAAAGCGUGUCUCCGUGAAGGUUGACAAUAUUAAGAUAUGCUCUUGCGUUUGAAUGCUGUCAUUCUGAUCUGACACCGACGCACUCACUCGCACUCUGUCCUGCACCAAGUAAAAAUCAUUUUGGCAUGCAGCACAGGUGUCAUUGUUAUUUUCAACCUGAUUCACCCGCCAGCACCCACACUACUGAAAUAGCAGGGGGAACUUGAGCCCAUGUUGGCGCCCUGGGGUGUGGUGGACAGGUAGAAAGGCGAUGCGUCGCUAUCGUAAAAAAGAAGUGUCUUCACCUUACACCCUCUAAACCCGGGUCUGAAGUCUGAAAUCUGUGGCUGUCAGAAAAAUUAAACUGCAUCUGACUUGCAGCCAGCUGAGAAGAACGACAGAGAUAGUGGACUUCUUUUUCUUGGAUGUCUUUUACUUGCAAGCAAAGGCAGCUUCCUCUGACCGAGGAAUUCAGAUUUUUACACAUCCUUUGUGCAGUUAAGAAACAGAAACCCCCGCCCAAUAACAUCAUCUCACAAGUGGCAUGACAUUACAACAGUAUCCGAAUAGGGCACAGGUUGCAGCUGUGGUCUGUACUGGGAGAACAAAGACAGCUUAGUUCAUCAUCAAGUUCCUGCUUAUCAGUUCAAUGUCACUCUGUUGGGAAAACAACCUGUGAGUGAAAUUGUAGCAUUCAUCUAGUUUCAUGGCUUCAGCGGAAAAGUAUCAGUCUCAACUCCAAGGCCAUACUUCUCCUUUCCCAUGCUCAUUAAAAAGAAACAGAUAUGACUCUGCAAGCAUUCACACCAAGUGAGUUUCAGUAAAUGAUGAUCAACAUAUUUAUAUAAUGAUAAAAUACACAUGUGGUAGCAUACACAUACAAUUUUUCUCUCAGUGGCGCUGUACAUUCCUGACAUUGAGCUUUAGUGAGAGAGUAAAAAGGUCAUCAGAGUUCACAAUUAGAGAUGGGAUUUAUGCUGCGUUCCAGUUGUACUCAGAAAGUGAAAGCUCUGGUAAUGUAUUAUUUAUUAGGACUUCUGUUUUGUUUUUAUGAAAUUAAAUAAGUGGUAUCUGUUGUACUCCCCAACGUCUAACUAUGAACACGGUGCUCUGAUGUUUGUAGAGAAAACUAACAACAGCUGACAACCGCUUACGACAGCUGACGAUUGUAAACAACAGCUAACAACAGGUAACUGUAGGCGUCCAUUUGGUUUUCCGACUUGUAAACUGAAACGUCGUCAACUCGGGUGUAGCGUCAUUCCCAGCUCAGACAUUGGAAUUUCGAGGUAACUGGAACGCAGCAUGAUGGCUCUUUAAAACGAGCUGGAUCUUGAGGAGCCAUUUCCUUCAAUGAGCCAUUCAAAAGAUUUGCUCAUUUGUUAUAUUUAUUUAUUUAUUCAUUUUUCAGAAGUCAACCAGGGGUACACAUGAGUGGGAGUUAUUCAGAAAUACUGAUUACAAUUUCAGAUAACUGUUUAAAAUAAAGACAUGGUAAAAAUGUGAAUGCAAAUUUUGACUACCCUACCUGGUGUUCGAGGCACACAAGUGACAUGUGAAGGCAGCGUUUGCAAUUUGCAUUUCGGAACGGCUCGCCAUUGUGAGCUCCCACCCGAGAUGAAAUGUCUGUGUUUUUGUAGAUACAGUAAAAUCUAUUUUUUUAUUUGGUCACUUGUCUGUUAAUUUGAAGAGUCUGUGAUUGUUUCUAAUGUUCAGAGUGUUUGUUACAGUGGAUUUAACAUCAAUCCCUCUGCAUAAACAUAACUCACACAGUGUGCUCUCUCUGUGUUUGUAGAGGAAAAGUAGAAAGAGGGAAGUUGAACAUUAGCUUGAGCCUGGUCUGUUUGAGUAGAAAGACUGAAAUCCACCACUGAUGGGGCUGUCUGCAGGUGUACCUGACACUUAGAGGGAAUGAGAGCAGAAGCACUGAUUGAUUUAUGUUAGACCCAAAACACACCAAUAAAUAAUUGAGGGACUUGAUACAACCUCUUUGCUCUCUGCACGUCACUUCGCUCCCAAAUUGUGCGUCGCUUGUACUGAAAAGUAUGAUUGGACACACCUGAAAUCACUCACCACCACAGGCUUUUGACUCUGCAUUAUAGGAAGUUUUAAUAGAAUUAGAAAAAUUACUUCUAAAAAUUGUCAAUCUUACUCUUGAUGGUCUCGUCUGCGUUUGUAGAGGCAUCACCAAGAGGUUUUUCACCAUUUAUAAACUCCUCACAGAAGUUUUAAAGUGACCUGGUUUAUAGGACUGAUUUGACCCCUGACUGUCGUGUAUCAUCACACCUGCUUAUUUGUUUUGUUUUGAUUUUUUAACUUUUUUUUCACAAUGGUUGAAUCUUUUGUUUUUAGAAUAACUGUGAAAUGUUAAUAAUGUCUGUCUUCAGUAGGGAAUUACCACCAGACUGUUCAGUUUGCUUACAAAUCCUGGAUAAUAAAAGAUAUCCAAAAGAAUGAAAGCUGUUAUUUAAUUUUGUCCACUAGAGGGCAGCAGAACAAGCUGCAAACCAGACAUAGUGACACUUGACUUGUUUGUGUUUUAACAGCUUUAAAAGUUAAUCUUGCUCCCUCCCCCGAGUCCCUUGAGGUUCGUUGUGAGUUAACAAAACGAAACUUUAAAAGACUUCUUGAACCUUUCAGUUUUGUUUUACAUGAAACCAUCAGGAGACAGCAGCUGAUUAAAAACAGGUGUGUCAACAUAGAAGAAAAUCACAGGCUGAGCGAGCCAAAGAUUAGACUUAUGCCAAAGAAAUUUAUAUAAUCUGUUGGAGGCCAUCCUGAGAGCGUCUACAUCUGUAGCCAGUUUGAAUUUACAUCAGGAGAGUUACCCACUUUUAUUUUUAGUCUGUCCCCUGAGAUGCACAAAACUGGCCUUUGAAUUUUGAACAUUGAAAGGAAAGUUUUACCUUCAGUACUUUCAAGAUGUACAAUUUUAAGGAAUUAACACCCUGGGCGUAGUCUCCACCGGGCAUGUACAAAUUGAUAGAAUCAUCCUCAUGCAUCACAAGAGCUUCUUGUCCUCAAAGGCCGCCAUCACUUCACAGAUAGGAGGGGUAAGCAAGGUCUAGAAUCGGACUGAUUACUGAAUAUAACCACUUCUACUAUUAAACACAGAUAUUUUAAAAAAAGGAAUGCAAAAGCAGUCUUGUGCAGUGUCACAUUGUAGUAUAUCACAUUUUACUCCUCCACCUGUAACACACACACACACCUCUUAAAAACAUCAAACACAAAAUAGCAUUUCAUCUGAAGUCUUUUUGCAAAAAAAGUCUUCUGAUUAAAUUUUAGAUAAAGCAAAACCGCACAGACUGUGAACUUUCUCUGCCUGACAAUGAAUUACAAAUGAUCGUACAGAAAAAAAAACAGCCUUAAAAAAUGUAACUAAGUCUCAAAACAUCCCAACACACACAUAUAUCUGCUCAUAAUCAGCUACACUCUUAUCUCUGCAGCUCAAGGUGAAGACAGACUGCCUGGUCUGCAGAGCAAACACUAAAUCUGUCUUGAGGGGAACAGAGAAAGAUCCAGCGUGAGCUGUAAGUACUUUUUGAUUCACUUUAUUUAACUUUUUAGCUGCUCAGUCACAGUUUCUUAUUGUACUUUUACCUCAGUGGAAAAAUUGUGAAUAUGAAUCUCCACCCAUGACACACAACAAACGACACAGAUACCGGGUGACAGAGUUAACAUCACACUGUGAAAGAGAAAUAAUGCAGAGAGAGGAAAACAGAUGAGUCAUGAAGUGUGGCAUUUUACUUUUUGAGAACAUUGUGUUGCAUUGGAUUUUGGCUGAAACAAAGAGAUUUAUGUGUCAUCACUUUAUCAGUAGAGCUCAUGGAAAAUAUCAAGUCAACCAUUUUGAUUUUAAUUAACUCGUCUCAGAAGUGAAAUCAUCCAGAGAUUUAAUGCUCAUUUGACAUUUAACGUUCAUGAUGAGUCACAACUUAUUAAACAGCCAUGGUUGAUUCUGUGGGACAACCAAGUCAAAAAUAUGUUAUGUAAGCCAAGGGUGUGUCGUUAAUAGAUCUUUAAACAUACUCUUCAAAACAGAAACUUUUCAAAUGAGAUUCAACACAUCAUUGACUUAUUUGUGAGCAACGUUUUGAAGAAUUUCAUUUGCUUAGAUUUGCAUUACUUAAACUGGGCCCCACAUUUCAUUUUUAUAUAUCUCAGAGUCCAAAUGUCAAAAUGAUAUAUGAAAAGUUCUAUUGCUUCAGAUGAGGAACAUGCUGUUACAGCUACAAUGAAAUGUAAUUUUCCCUGGUCAAUUCAGACCAGUAAAAGUGUUUUUUAUCUCACUGACAGGCUCAGAUUUUAAUUUGAGUGUCUGACAACUUUACAAAAAGGAUUUCUGGGAGAAAAAGUUUUUUUGUUUGUUUUUUUAAAGGAGAAAUACCAGUUUUAUCGCUCUGUUGAAUCCCAGGCUGUGGACAUCAAGAUCAGGAUCAACAUCAAGAUUGACUUAAUUGUCCUUUGCAGGAAAUUUGUUUUAGACAGUAGAGCUACACUUAGAGUAUCACAUAUGCACAAAACAAAACAGAUGUAACAGCACAAGAACUUUAAUUUCACCCCA